AUGAUAGGCCAUCCAAGUACCAAUCCAGCCAGCACAGCUGAAGCUCACCCCCAAACCAGCCCUGAUGCCCACCUCCCGAGUACCCACGCCCAUUCCCAACCCCUGUCCUCCCACCCAAAAAACCCCCCUACACCAUCCCCCGCCAGAAAACUCCUUCCCACCCCACCUCUUCCAAGAAAAUGUCCACCACCAACCGCCCGCCCGCCCCCUCAGUGCCUCGGUAGCACCUCCGACCCUACCCUCCUCAAGCCGGACCUUCCCCCCUACUUCUCCACUCAUCGCGCCCACACGCGCCCGCAGCGACGCAAUUCCCCAUCCAUACCACCCCCGCGCAUCCCUGGCGCCGCACCACGCGGAUCGAAGCGAAACACCACCACCUCUCGACCACAGCUGCUCCGAAAGACUCUACCCCUAACCCGAAGCCCUCGCGUCCCAUCUGAACUGAACGACGAGACCACGACCCGACCCGCAAAACGACGAUCCGGUCCCGUGGUCCUGGAUAGCGAAUCUCACACCAUCAAACCUGAACACUCCGGGCCCCCACACUCUUCGACAGCCGCUUUCGGAUCAAGCACCCGUCUCCCUCCAAGCGCCCUCCCCGUCACCUUCCUCACCCUCACCAACCCUGGAAUCUCAGACCUCGAUCGCGACCGCAUCGACCCCGCCCGCGCCCUCGAUCCCCCGCCGCCGCCGGUACCGGACCGGACCGUGGCGGUUCGACGCCUGGAUCGGAUAAUUUCCGGCAACGCUGGGAGCGCGGCCGGUGAUGAUGGUGCGGAGGGAGGGGAUGCGGCGGUGUGGGGGGGUGCCGGGGGCGAGGGUUGGGUGGGAUGGUGUUGUUGA
Messenger RNA from Letharia lupina, 843 nucleotides. RefSeq lists its product as uncharacterized. NCBI's taxonomy places the organism in Eukaryota, Fungi, Ascomycota, Lecanoromycetes, Lecanorales, Parmeliaceae. The record is from RefSeq and is a predicted model, not a curated record. The coding region runs from base 1 to 843 and encodes 280 amino acids. The transcript has a single exon.